This is a messenger RNA of Rangifer tarandus platyrhynchus (Svalbard reindeer), 2367 nucleotides long. The record is from the annotation of a GenBank genome assembly. NCBI's taxonomy places the organism in Eukaryota, Metazoa, Chordata, Mammalia, Artiodactyla, Cervidae.
AUGGAAAUGAAAAGUUACCAGAAAAUCAAUCACUUCCCAGGGAUGAGUGAAAUCUGCCGCAAGGACUUGCUGGCCAGGAAUAUGAGCCGCAUGUUGAAGAUGUUCCCGAAAGAUUUCCACUUUUUCCCGAGGACCUGGUGUCUUCCUGCUGACUGGGGAGAUUUGCAGAACUACAGCAGGUCAAGAAAAAAUAAGACUUACAUCUGUAAGCCGGAUUCGGGCUGCCAAGGGAAAGGUAUAUUCAUCACCCGAACAGUGAAAGAAAUCAAACCAGGGGAGGAUAUGAUCUGUCAGCUCUAUAUCUCAAAGCCCUUUAUCAUUGACGGGUUCAAGUUCGACUUACGGAUUUAUGUGCUCAUGACAUCCUGUGACCCCCUCAGGAUUUUUGUAUACAAUGAAGGACUGGCACGCUUCGCCACCACCUCUUACUCCCAUCCCUGCACAAACAACCUGGAUGAUAUCUGCAUGCACCUGACUAAUUAUUCCAUUAAUAAGCACAGUGCCAAUUUCCUUCAAGAUGCUCACUCUGGCAGCAAGAGGAAGCUCUCCACCUUCAACAUGUACAUGGAGAGCCAUGGCUACAACGUGGCGCAGAUCUGGAGAGACGUUGAGGACGUUAUUAUCAAGACGAUCAUCUCGGCCUACCCCAUCAUCAAGCAUAACUACCACACCUGCUUUCCCCACCACACACUCAACAGCGCCUGCUUUGAAAUCCUGGGCUUUGACAUUUUGUUAGAUCACAAACUCAAGCCCUGGCUGCUGGAGGUAAACCACUCUCCGAGCUUCUCCACUGACUCCUGGUUGGAUAAAGAGGUAAAGGAUAGCCUGCUGUAUGACACUCUGGUCCUGAUCAACCUGAGAAGCUGUGACAAAAAGAAGGUCUUGGAGGAGGAGAGACAGCGGGGGCAGUUCCUACAGCAGUGUCGUUCUCGGGAGACCAGGAAAGAGGAAGUCAAGGGCUUUCAGGCCGUGCGUGUAGAGAAAACUGAGAAGUAUGAAAAGGAAAACUGUGGAGGGUUCCGCCUGAUUUAUCCCAGUGUGAACUCGGAGAAGUAUGAGAAGUUUUUCCAGGACAACAACUCCCUCUUCCAGAAUACAGUUACCUCCAGGGCUCGGGAGGUCUAUGCCCGGCGGCUGAUCCAGGAGCUGAGACUGAAACAAGAGAAAAAAUGCUUGCAAAUGAAACAGAAGAGGGUAGAGAUGCACGGGGAAUCGGCAGGCGAGCAAGCGAGAGGCAAGAGCUGGCAGAGCUGGCGACAGAAACAACAGCAGAAAUGCAAGAUUGCCCCCAACCAGACCUCCAAACAAUAUCUCCAGCCAUUGACAUUGGUGUCCGGCACACCUGACUUGCUCUCGAGUGUCAGACACACAGAGAAAAAUGAAGCAGAUAGCAGCCUUGACCAGGAGGCCCCCAAAGAGGAGGCUGAUCCAGCACCCUGUAAGCCUUCAUCUUCAAGGCCUUACAGCUCUGUACCUGACUUGAGGAAUUCAAGUCUUCUCAGCUGCUCCAGGCCAGAGCUCAGUAAACCCAUCUCCAAAAUGAAGGAAGCCAAGUCUACCUCUGCAGUGAACACGAUCACCAACACUGUGCCUCUAACUUCAGUAGAAGCCUUCCCAGAAUCUACCACCCCGGUCUCAGACACCCCUGAACAUCUGCUGAAUGUGACUGUGACAGCCAGCUCUGAGUGUAGCAGCCCAAAGAUGGACAGGGUGGCCUCCUUUAAAUGCAAGCCACAGCAGGUGCCUUGGCACCUCAUCCCAGAAAAAGUAUCAAACAGUUUUCUGCCUACAAAAUCCCAGAGCUUCUCGUGGCGUCCGAUCCCAAGCUGGACUUUGCUAAAGAAUGGCCGGAAGAAGCAGCAUCCCAUGUCAGAGCUGUUCACCAAGGUUCAACUGAGAGAGAAGCUGUCUUUGUUCCCAGCUCACUACAACCCAAAGCUGGUGCUGAGUGACCAGUCACAAAACCCCUCCCUGCCCCGGGAGUCCUACUUUUGCAGCCGAAACUCUGGCGAGAAGAGGCAGCUGGAUGUGCCCUCCUUCCUCUUCUUACAGAAUUCUCACGGCCUUGAUGUUUCCCUGACAGACCUGCUGGUGGUUGCCACUCCAGCCCGACUGGACCCAAGGCCUGCCAGAAGCCAUACAGGUGCUUUGAAAGACCUGUUGGCGUUCUUACAGGUCUCUCACAUGGCACUGCUAUCCAGGAUACUCCCAAGGAUAGAGCAACUUGAAGGGAGGAGUUGCAAGGAAGGACUCCCAGUUUCCAGAAGUCCGGAGCCCUCAGGGCACCAACAGGCCAGUGUCAGUUGGUCUCCAACUCCAGAGAGAAAAGACCAAGAGCUAGGCUUGAUGGAGAACUCUGAGCCCUAA